ACUAACCUAACCAGCUGCCUCUCCUAAGCUAUCCGCCGUCGCCGUCGCCGUCGCCGUCGCUCUCCUCUCUCCUCCGAGCCGCUGCUCCCUCUCCCCUGCGCGCCGCCACUGUGGGCAUCUACACCGCUGCCGCUCUCCUCUCUCCUCUGUGCCGCAGCUCUUCUCUCUCCCUCUCCCCUGCGCGCCGCCACUGCGGGCACCCUGCACGCCGCCACUGCGGGCACCCUGCACGCCGCCGCUGCGUGGCCCUACACGCCACCGCUACGGGUGCCCUACGCGCCGCCGUCAUUGCUCCAGCUCUUCUCUCCUCUGUUUCCCAGCCAAUGCCGCCGCUCUAACUCCCCAAGGCAUCGCCCCGACGACGGCUCAACGACGCCCCGUCGACGCCUCGCGGACGCCCUGCGCCGCAGCGGGCGCUUUACGCUCCAUGGCAAGGCGCGUUAGAUGCCUCAGGUUCCACGCGCGCCUUAGCGCCUAAGCGACGCUAAGGUACCGGCAUCUGGGCCAAUUCGCCCCACUAGGAGGGAAACAAACUGCUGCACAACUUCCCGGGGACUGGAUCUCCAUUGGCCACAGCACCCAGUGGCUCUGGUACUCCGUGUACGCAACCUGCUUCCAUUAAGAAUUGGUCAUCAUGGCGUGGGAGCUCAUUGAAGUUCCGGGCAACUUGAAUCCCUCUCUCAAAGACUCUUCAGUUGAUGUGGUGGCCGCCAAGAUUGAUCCCAAGUUAGCCAAUACUCUCAUUAGGCAGUUAAGCCAGGUGUGCCCUUUGGAGAAUCUGAGGCAUGUAAAGCGUGUACGUCGACGUACUGAAUGUGGUGGAAAAUCUGAGUUAUCAAUAAUCCUAUGUGUUUCUACUGGGUCUGAAACUUGUAACAUACAGUUCUCUGAAGAUCUACAGAAGAUAGUGGAUACUUAUCAGCUGAGUCCUUUCACCGCAAAAGUUGCCAGGUGUUGUGCUACAUCAAAAGAGGAGUGGGAGGAACAGUGCAAACUUUGGCCAACAUCUUACCAUCCUGCACAUGACCUUGGUAUUGUCCGUGGAUUUCAAGAGGAGGAAUUACCAUCAAUAUUUAAUUGCAUGAAGGCUGCUAUUCAGUUAUCAAAGGCAGGCAAUGCUGCAAUCAUUGUUGAUCCAUCAAGCAUGCAAAUAGUUGCAAAGGCCACUGACCAUACACACAAGCAUGAUACGGCUGAAGAAGGGAACACAUUUUCUGAAGCGAAUGCAGAUGUUACCUGCCCUUGGAAUACAUCGACUGAUGAUGACAACAAUCUGUCACUUCCAGGAUCCUUUCUUCCUAAACUCAACAGUUUGAACAUGGAAAUCCCAUGUAUAAAUCCUUGGGGAUGGAUGAAAAAAAGGACUUGUGAGCAGAAGCCAUCGCCAUGGGAUGGCUGUUCUGCAUGGCAUCCUCUGAGACAUGCUCCCAUGGCUGCCAUUGAAAAUGCUGCUGAGAGGGACAGAACGAUGUUUCCUUCUUCGAUUUCAAUAACCAAGCCAGAUUCAGAUGGCAGUCCCGAGAACUGCUGCGACAAUGAACCAGCAAAAAGGCUGAAGACGGAUACAAAAGAUAAUGAGAAACCGGCAUCUGAAUCAUCUGGUGGCGACCUGUUUGAGACCAGCAGACCAUAUCUCUGCACAGGGUUUGAUAUCUACCUUGUUUGGGAACCAUGCACAAUGUGUGCGAUGGCGCUUGUGCAUCAUAGGUUCAAGCGCGUGUUCUACGCCUUCCCCAAUCCUGUGGCCGGAGCACUCGGUGGAGUCUACAGGUUGCAUGGGGAGAGGAGUCUAAACCAUCACUAUAAUGUGUUUAGGGUUUCAGUACCUGAGGCGUACUUGAAUGGGUUGAACUGUUAUUCGAAGGAAUGCUGAUCCAACACCUUUCCGUUUUUAUUUAGAAAAAAAGAGGAUCCAAGACUGUUUUCCUUUUUUUUUUAUUUUUGGCACAAGGGCUUCAUAUUAGGCCUAAACUUGCCCAUCUGUAUUAUUAAAUGUUUUGGUAACAAAUGUGUUUAUGGAUGUAAACGUUGGUGCUAUUUUUUUAUUAGUUUACUUAAAUUUAAUGAAAUAUGAUCGGUUUCAA
This is a messenger RNA of Zea mays, 2084 nucleotides long. Its product is annotated as hydrolase/ zinc ion binding protein. The transcript is spliced from 11 exons. Gene Ontology annotation, molecular function: tRNA-specific adenosine-34 deaminase activity. Gene Ontology annotation, cellular component: nucleus; cytoplasm. Bases 635 to 1873 code for a protein of 412 amino acids. The record is from RefSeq and is a predicted model, not a curated record. Lineage: Eukaryota; Viridiplantae; Streptophyta; Magnoliopsida; Poales; Poaceae.